Molecule: messenger RNA, 1280 nt
Organism: Spirometra erinaceieuropaei
Lineage: Eukaryota; Metazoa; Platyhelminthes; Cestoda; Diphyllobothriidea; Diphyllobothriidae
Source: the annotation of a GenBank genome assembly
AUGUCCUCUACGAAUUCCAACGAUCCCACUUCUUCUCUCAGUGGACUUGUUUCUUCCCUCCCAGACUUUUGGCAACAUGCGCCAGAGCUGUAUUUUUUCCGUAUUGAGGCGACUUUUCACUCCGCCAAGAUAACACGUGAAACCGACAAGUUUUAUAAGCUGGUCGAGGCCCUCCCUCCCACCAUUCUUUCUCAAGUGCAGACGCUUCUGAGAGAUCCCCCGACUGAUGCUCCUUACACCAAGUUAAAGGCUGAACUUCUUCGCCUGACAUCAGUCUCCGAUCGGCAGCGUUAUCACGCACUAGUAAAAGAGGAGGCCUUAGGUGAUCGCAAGCCGUCGGAACUCUUGCGUCGCAUGCGUUCUCUGGUUGGGAACAUGAAAAUCGACGACAAGUUCUUUAAAGAGAUGUUCUUAGAACGUCUGCCGACGUCUGUACAAACAAUCUUGGCCUCUGGCUCCGAAGACCUAGAAAUAUCAAAGUUAGCGGAGAUGGCUGACCGUAUGAUGGAGGUUGAGCGUUUGUCAUCCCCGACGAUUGCUCAGGUGUCUCAGCCUCUCAACGUGUCCACCUCUGACCUUGCUGAACUAAAGCCGCAGAUUGCCCAGUUGUCAGCGACUGUUGCCGCUUUGCAGCUGCGCCGAUUCCCCUGGUCCUCUUGGGCAUCCGCUCCGCUCUGAAGCCGGACCUUGUUUGUUCCACAGCUGAACUGGUGUUCGGUGCCACCGUCCGACUCCCCAAUGAGAUGAUCUCGCCAACCCCUCAAGGUGCAUUUGAGGAUCCUACCAACCUCCUGCAUCGUCUCCGGCAGUUUAUGCGGACACUUUCUCCGGUUCCUCCCAGGUCCUCCGCCUUUCCGUCUUAUCUCGAGAAGGACUUGGCAACGUGCUCUCACGUCUACCUUCGAUGUGAUCGAGUCCGCCGGCCUCUGGAACCGCCCUAUGACGGCCCAUUUCGGGUGCUCUCUCGCGGGCCGAAGACUUUCCGCAUUCAGCGCGACAAUCGUGAAGAGGUCGUGAGUGUGGACCGCCUCAAGGCUGCCGUCCCUGACACUCCUCCGGAUGAAUCCUGUGGUCCUGUACCUUCUGCUUUCCCCCAUGCAGCCUUUAUUCCACCCUCCCGUAUUUUCCCGCUGCCCUCCUGUCCGCCAUCUCCGACUGCCACCACCAACUCCAACACAUCCGCCAACAAAUUUAUUCACUCUUCUACGGACCCUGUAUAUAUCACUCGUAGUGGUCGUCAUGUACACUUUCCUGAUCGGUUGGUCACGCAUUUCUUUUAG